AUGGCCAACAUCUUGCCGCCGGCGUCCCCGUCUCCGUCCCUGGCGCCGGCAGUUAGAGCUCGCGCCAAAAAUCUCAGGAUGGACGAAGUCACACCAGCUGUUGAAAAUCUGAAGAAAGAAUGGAGCCAAGCAGUUUCACAGCUUGAGGAGAACAUUACUGCAAUCGAAUCAUGUGGGAAAGCAGGGAAAGGAACAGAGGAAGCAAAUUCUCUUCCGAGGUUGAAUGGUUCUGCACAGGAUGCUCUGCAGUUGCUCAAGUCACUGCAGUUCCGGCUUGAUCUUCUAGCACAGCAGCUUCCCACUUUUGAUGAAGUGCAGUCUGGCCAAGCAACACCGAAGUCAUGGGAUGAACAACACAAGAAGCUUCGUGUUAGCCUGAGGAAUGCUAACUUACAAGCAAAAGAUAACAUUAGACAAGCUGCUCAAGAGGAGAGGGCACUUCUUCUGGGGGUGGCGAAGAGUCAUACCAUCCGUAGGCAUAAUAUCCAGACAAAGGCUGGAGUGACAUCUGCUGCUGAAAGUAUCACUGAGAGCCUCCGACGGUCUCGCCAGAUGAUGGUUCAGGAAGUGGAAAGAAGCGCUAGUACCUUGGCAACAUUCGACGAAUCGACAAGUGUUCUCCGGAAGGCUGAAGGUGAAUAUCAAGGACACUGCUCUUUGCUAAUGCGUACCCGUGGUUUGCUCUCCACGAUGCAACGGCAAGAUGUUCUUGAUAGGAUCAUCCUGACUAUCGGUUUUAUCAUAUUCUCCUUGGCGGUACUUUAUGUUGUCUCGAGACGUAUUGGCCUGUUGACGCUACAAAGGAAACUGGACGAUGCCAUCAGAUCAGGUUCAUUAUCAGAUGAGGACUUGGUAGCGAAAGCCCAACAUGGACCUGCCCCAGCAAAUGUUCCUGCUCCUCUGCUGCUCCUCCCAUUUAUGAUGAACUAUGAAGAAUCGCUUUCAUUCUCUGUUCUAUGA
Miscanthus lutarioriparius is the source of this 960-nucleotide messenger RNA. The record is from the annotation of a GenBank genome assembly. NCBI's taxonomy places the organism in Eukaryota, Viridiplantae, Streptophyta, Magnoliopsida, Poales, Poaceae.